Hypomesus transpacificus is the source of this 3966-nucleotide messenger RNA. It is a transcript of the gene osbpl3b, whose product is annotated as oxysterol binding protein-like 3b. The coding region runs from base 329 to 2980 and encodes 883 amino acids. Gene Ontology annotation, molecular function: cholesterol binding. The transcript has 23 exons. The record is from RefSeq and is a predicted model, not a curated record. Gene Ontology annotation, cellular component: plasma membrane; cytosol; perinuclear endoplasmic reticulum. Lineage: Eukaryota; Metazoa; Chordata; Actinopteri; Osmeriformes; Osmeridae.
AAUCAGAUUCCGUGCACCAUCAUACGCACUUGAGUUGUCUGCAUGAUGGUCAAUGAAACAGUAGGCACUAGAAGAGAGUUGAUGUCCUAUAGCCUACAUAAUUUUAAUGCGUAGCCUACCUGCGACUUUUCUUCCUUUUUCUUAACGGGUUGCUCUUUUCUUCUUAAAACAAGCUGACAGCUUCCUCUAGUUGAACAGCAACGUUCUGUUGACAUCUGUUCCGGAAUCCUGAAACCAGCAAAGCAACUCUGUAAAGUGAGGUGAUGUGCCUGAUUGGCCCCAGGCCAACUCCACGCUGACCAAGCAAAGUCCCACGGCCUGCUGGGUAAUGGGCCCAGAGGGGAGGAGCUCGGCCAUGUCUCAGAAGAUCUCCUCUCCCUCCCGCAGCAACAGCAGCUCCUCCUCCAAACAUGACAGCCGACAGGACAGCUGGGAGAUUGUGGAGGGCCUGCGAGGAGGUCUCGCCAACGUCCAGGAGCCUCAGAAGCAGGAGGGCUUCAUGCUGAAGAGGAGGAAGUGGCCCAUGAAGGGCUGGCACAAGAGGUUUUUUUUUCUGGACAAGGGCAUCCUGAAGUAUGCCAAGUGUGGCGCUGACAUUCAGAAGGGGAAGCUGCACGGUCGCAUUGACGUGGGUCUCUCCGUCAUGGCCAUUAAGAAGAAAGCCAAGUGCAUCGAUCUCGACGCGGAGGAGAACAUCUAUCACCUGAAGAUCAAUUCCCAGGAGGUGUUUGAUGAAUGGGUGUCUAAGCUGCGCCACCACCGGCUGUAUCGUCAGAAUGAGAUUGCCAUGUACCCCCAAGAGAAGGCCUUCUACUACCCCCACUUCCCCCCCCCCGGCUCCCCCAGCAGGGUGGACGGGGCAGCUAUGAGAAAGCGUGCCUCCAUAGCCAGACAGGGUUCAGCCCCUGCGUCAGGCUCCUUCCCAGUCAACUGCACCAGUCAGUCCAAGGUCGCCGCCUGGCUCCAGUCCUCCAAUGACAUGGACAAAUGCUCCAAAGACCUGUCAUUGUGUGAGUCCUUCCUGCUGGAGCUCAACCACCUGCUGCAGAGUAUGGAGGUCCUCCAUCGUACAUACUCAGCUCCGGCCAUCAAUGCCCUGCAGGCUUCUACGUAUGACAGCCCCAAAAAGGAAAAAAGAGCUCCAAGAAAAUGGCGUGUAAAAAACUACAACAAAGAUGCCAAAUCAACUCUCCAGGUGCCCAGUUGCAUCUCCUCAGGCUCCAUCCGCCUGCACGCCUCCAACCCCAACCUCUCCACAGCAGCUCUGGGGAACGAGAAGGCCUACGCAGAACCCCUGGACUCCCCAAUUGAUGUAGCCAAGCUGCAGGAAGACUUCUGUCGUGUUGCCAGCAAUUUGCACAGCACUAUGAAGACAGCUCUUAGCUCUCUUACUGCAGAGAGGGAGAGGUUAAAACAAGUGCUGGACAAAGACACCUGCCCCCCUACCUCCCCACAGAUCCUGGGAUUGAAAAAUGCGCUGACCUCUGCCAUUGCCCAGAACUCUGAACUGAGAGAACGUCUGUGCAAGAUUCAUGCUGAGUCACGCCUCGUAGAGCCCACUGUCCAUAUGAACCUCUCAGAUUCCCUACAGGAACAAGACUCAACGGAUGCUUCCCGCCCCCUUGUUCAUCAGCUCUCCAAUGAGAGCAGAGCAUCCAUCACAGAUUCUGAGUUCUUCGACGCCCAAGAAGUUCUGCUGUCAGCCAGCUCUUCUGAGAAUGAGGCCUCGGAGGAUGACUCAUACAUCAGCGACAUAAGCGACAACAUCUCCAUGGACAACUUCAGCAACGAGACAGAAAGCGAGAGACCAAACUUAGGCUGUGUGGAGAACGGCGCCUGUGUGAGCCAGCGGCGGUCUCGUCUCCCAGCGCCCAGCCCCGACACCAGCGCCGUCAGCCUGUGGAACAUCUUGAAAAACAACAUAGGCAAGGACCUUUCCAAGGUGGCCAUGCCCGUGCAACUGAACGAGCCUCUUAACACCCUGCAGAGACUGUGUGAGGAGCUGGAGUACAGCGAGCUUCUGGACAAAGCCGCCAGCACACAAGACCCCUUUGAACGCAUGGUGUACAUUGCCACGUUUGCAGUUUCUGGCUAUGCAUCCAGCCACCACAGAGCCGGAGGAAAGCCUUUUAACCCAGUGCUGGGAGAGACCUACGAGUGUGACCGGCCAGACAAGGGAUUCCGCUUUGUGGCAGAACAGGUCAGUCAUCACCCACCAAUAUCAGCGUGCCAAGCUGAAUCUAAGAAUUUUUUGUUUUGGCAAGACAUGAGGUGGAAAAACAAGUUCUGGGGCAAGUCAAUGGAGAUUGUUCCUGUAGGCAACACCUAUGUCACUCUCCCUGGAUUUGGAGAUCAGUAUGAGUGGAACAAGGUGACCUCCUGCAUCCACAACAUCUUGAGUGGACAGCGCUGGAUCGAGCACUAUGGAGAGAUCUCCAUCAAGAACUCCAGCAGUGAUAUCUGCCAGUGCAAGAUCACAUUCGUCAAGGCAAAGUACUGGAACUCAAGUGUCAACGAGGUGGAGGGUACCAUCACGGACCAGAAGGGGAAGGUCAUUCACACCCUGUUUGGGAAGUGGCACGAGGGAGUGUACUGUGGAGACCCGCCCUCUGCCACCUGCAUCUGGAGAGCGAAUUCCGUUCCGGCUGAGCAUGAGCAGUACUAUGGUUUUACCAAGUUUGCUGUGGAGCUGAACGAAUUGGACCUUUCGCUGAAACUGCUGCUACCUCCCACCGACACCAGGCUACGACUAGACCAAAGGCUUCUGGAGGAAGGAGAUGUUGAGGCUGCAGAGGAACAGAAACAGAGGAUCGAGCAGCUGCAAAGAGACAGGAGGAGAGUCCUAGAGGAGAACCACAUGACUCAUCAACCCAGAUUCUUCCGGAAAUCCAAAGAGGAUACCUGGGUGAGCAACAACACUUACUGGGACCUGAGAAAAGACCCAGGCUUCUGCCAUGUGGACUACCCUGUGCUGUGGUGACCUCAUACACAUCUGGACCCUGUUUCAGCUGUGACCCAGGCUGGCACUGGGGUGCCCUUGUUUCUCUAUAGUCCUGCAGUAUAUGAUGAAGGAUUAGUCACAACAAAAAACACAUUUGGAAGUGUUUUUUUUUUUCUACACAGCAGCAGGAAACAAGCAUGUUUACUGCCUUCAUCAGCAUUUUUCUGAUCCAAACGACUCCAUCCACUGCUGCAUAGUUGUUGCUGGUUUAUUUCUGGUGGUGGAAAUAUUUCUUAUUAUUUAUCCGAUGUAUUGCCUUACAACAAAUAGUGCUUUUAUUUAUGUUGUGUAGCAUUCUUAUGCAAGCAUAUCAUCUGAAUGUAGACAAAAUAUGCAAACUGUGCCCUUCUUGUCCGCUGUAGGACUACAUUGGAGAAAGUGUACCUUCAACCAUUUACUGAGAAUCAAGCCUCCAGAGAGCGAUUUAUUGAUACUUGAUACUGAUUGCAGAGAAAAGAAUUCCUCGAAGAUAAUGUAGCUACUAGUCUACAGUAUAUUAGCACAGAUAUUCGAUGUAAAUAGUCUUGACAUUUUCUACCUCUGAUAUAUAGCUUACCAUGGUACUUGUUAUACCAUUGAAAAGGUGUACAUGUGAAAUAUUUAUUUAACACCAGUUUGAUGCCUUAACGGUGAAACUAAUGAUAUUUUAAACACAUUUUCAUUUAAAUAUUUUAAUGUUUUACAAAUAUGUGUAUGUUUUGCAAGGAUCCCUUAAAAUAAUGUGUCCUUAAAUCUUUAUGAAGCUUUAUUUUUUGGUUGUUAUUUUUUGGUCUAGAAACUAAAGGCCAGACUUUGCUCUUUGUCUGCCUGUACAUUGGAUUAUGUCUAUGAAAAUUGGAGUAUAACAUUUGAAACACAAGCAUAGUUCACAGGAAAUGUUAUUAUCUACUGUAAGAGGGGCUUCAUCUAGCCUUUUGGCAUAUAUUGAGGAUAUGGUCAUGAGCUGUAGGCUAAUAAAAAAUUAC